This is a messenger RNA of Penicillium samsonianum, 3396 nucleotides long. Its product is annotated as ankyrin repeat protein. Gene Ontology annotation, molecular function: protein binding; metal ion transmembrane transporter activity. The coding region runs from base 1 to 3396 and encodes 1131 amino acids. Gene Ontology annotation, cellular component: membrane. The transcript has a single exon. The record is from RefSeq and is a predicted model, not a curated record. Gene Ontology annotation, biological process: transmembrane transport; metal ion transport. Lineage: Eukaryota; Fungi; Ascomycota; Eurotiomycetes; Eurotiales; Aspergillaceae.
AUGCCACCCUCCCGCUCCAGCAUAACGAGCGACAGCCACGAGCGCCUCGAGCCACGACUCCUACGCGCCGCAGAAUCAAACGACAUCGACUCCCUCAAAAAGAUAAUAGCCCUCGCCCACGAGUACAAUCAACUAACCGACAACUUCCUCCGCAUCGGAUUAAUGCGCAGCGCCGAACGAGCCUGCGUCGCAGCAACAGAAUGCCUCCUAACCCUCGGCGCCAAAACAGACGUCCCCUCCAACCGCGCCUCCCCACUCCUCCGCGCCGUCGAGCGCGACCACUACGAAAUCGUCCGUCUCCUCCUCGACCACGGCGCAUGUCCAGACUCCGCCGAUAAAGAAGGUCGCACGGCCCUCAUGACGGCCGCAUGGAAGAACCACGCUGAUAUCCUGCAUCUGCUCAUUAUGCGCGGCGCAGACGUUAAUAAGCGUGAUCUUCGCCGUCGGAAUGCGUUGCAUAACCUCGCCGCUGAUAAGGCUUGUCGGUGGGGUUGGGGGGAUGAGGUGGUGAGUUUGUUGUUGAGGACGGAGUGUCUUGUUGAUGGGCCUGGGGGACAGGAUGAGCUUGGGCGGACGCCGUUGCAUUGGGCUUGUGCGUCGGGGAAUUGGAGGUUGGCGGAGAUGUUGUUGACGAGGAAUGCUGGUGAGGGGGAAGGGGAGGGGCGGAGACCGGGACCGGGGCCGGGGCCGGCGGAGAUCGAUGCUGUUGAGCUGCGUGGUAAGACCGCGCUGCAUGUUGCUACGGCUCAUGACCGGGCGGAUAUCGUGCAGCUGCUGCUUGCGCACAAGGCGGCUGUUAAUGCUGCGAGUGAUGGUGGCUGGACGCCGCUUCAUAAUGCCUGUGAUAAGGGGUGUGAGGAUAUUGUGCGGAUUUUGGUGAGCGAAGGCGCGCAUAUCAAUGCACAGCUUCUAAAUGGUAUCACGCCGCUGCAUCUUGCUGCGCAGGGGGGUCAUCGCGAGGUUGUGGAGUGUCUUCUCGAGAGGCCCGAUCUGAAGCGCCGGGUUAAAGAUAAUUUUGGCAGUACACCGUUUUUGCGCGCGGCGCAGUUCAAGCGCAAGGAUAUUGUGCUGUUGCUUGCGCCGUUUAACAAUGUCGAGAGUCUUUCUGAUGAUGUUAAGGAGGCUUGUGCGGCGUUCGAUGCUACUGUUGUUGAUUUUGGAAACUUUCAUAAUGAGAAUCGGGUUAAGCGCAUGUCGGUGUUUAAUCUGCUUUAUGGGAGGGAUCGGGAGAAUCCUAGGAAACAGGCUGUUACCACUGUGCCGGUUGAUAGUCGUGUGACUGAGUUCCGGUGGAUUCACUUACCGGCCAACAAUAUGGCGUGGGUGGAAGCUCUGCUUACCAAGUCUUUUAUUGAGGAGGGGGCCCAUGAUGUUGAUGGGUUCAAGGGGCUGGAGAAGUCUUUCAACUAUCAACAUCGGGGUCAAAGGACCCACUCGCACUUUAUGCGGCCGUUGUGUCAGAAUACGCCGCGGACGAUGCUGCGGCGACAUGAAGAGGAGACUUCGGAGGAGCCUGUGUCUGAUCAAGGGCAGGUGAAGGCCAUGGAUAGCGCUGCCCGAAAGUCAAAAGGCACAGGCGGCAAGCCUGACAAGGCGGAUUCUUACUUCCACGAUGACGGGGCACAUGGAAAAAAGAGCAAAAACAACCAGAAGCGUGGCAAGUCGGGCAGCGCACCGGGAACUCCCAAGCAGGAGACGAAGGGGAAGUCACCAUGGGGCCAGAGCGAGAAACAGGCGAGGUCAUCACCCCUGUCUUCAUCAACCUUUUGCAAAGAUCCUCACCCUCUGGUUUCUGCAUGUAACGUCUGCGUGUUCAUGCCGUAUCUGCACUUCGAAACCACGGAGCGCAGACAAAAGAUGCAGGAUGCAAUCUCACGAGCAGAAACGCUGGAUUUUGUAUCUAAUGCGAUGAAGAGAAUGCGUACAAGAGACGAAAUGCUCAUCGACGCACAUCUAUCAUCCUCAACGACCUCCCUGCAUGUCCGCCGAACACUGGACCAGUUUUUCUACCCAAACAUCGAUACCAAGAGCCGUGAUCAGGAUCAAGUGGUGUACCGGUACCAAACAAAAAGCCCUGGAAUGGGCGCAGACCCCAAGAUAUUCAUGGUUGAUCAACUGUGGAUGUGGGUUCUAGGCACGAAUCUAAUUGUAACAGCCUUCCCGCAGAGAUGGGACCAGCCCAAGAAUGACCCGCUUAACGUGCUGGAUGGGAUUAUCGAGGAUAUCAAUUCCAAGACCCGAGACCCUGUCAAAUCCGUCUAUGAUCUAGCCAUGAUAAUCACCAAUCGAUGCUCGGGAGUCUUUGACCGACACCGCUUGGGCGACGAGGAGUACCAGUUCCUUGAUAUGUUCGAGUCAUCCAUUGGUAUAGCUACGGACAAAGAGACCGUGCUUUUUAACCAAUUCAACCACGCCUCCGGACAGGCAUCAGACUGGCUGAAAAGCCACCGGAAGCUGAACGGCUCCUUCAGCUCUCCGCCAAAGUCCCGCAAGGGGACAGACGACAAAGACGAAAGCAGCAACUACUGCGACGAGGACGGCCAGCCACUAUUCGUCGACCGGCUCCUGGAUAUCGGACAGGAAACAAAUCUCCUAGCGGAGACAAAGGACAUCCGAGAUGAGCUGAACAUGAUCCGGACGGUGCUGGAGCACCAGAACAAUGUCCUGCUCGACUUCCAAGAAGUCGUCUGCGAGACCUACCAAGGCCAGCACCGGUCACAAUUCGAGGUCAAGAAGCGGUUCAAAGACCAGCAGCGCAUGGUCGACAUGCAUCUGAAGGACAUCGACCGCAUGGAUAAACAGGCCGAGCGCAUCUACCACUCCAUCACGGAUCUGCUCGAUCUCAAACAAAAACACGCCAAUGCCUUUGAAGCACGCUUUGCCCGUGAUCAGGCUGCUGGUACAACCCGCCAGAGCAAGACAAUUAUGGUCUUCACUAUUGUUACUAUCGUCUUCCUGCCGUUGUCGUUUAUCGCCUCCAUCUUCACGAUCAACCUGAAAGAAUUCGAGAACUUGAAUCUCAGUUAUGUGUCAAAGUAUACCUUUGGUAUUGGCUUUGCAAUCUCCAUCCCACUUGUCUGGGUCGCUCUCACGGUUGAUGAUAUUGGUGGUUUCUUCCGUGUGGGCGGGCGGCGCUGGAUGUCUAACCGGGAGAAGGUGUCUGCGAAGAGUGAACGGGGUGAGGACACGCUCCAGGCUUUGGAGAUGGAGAAAAUUAUAAGCUUGUCGCGCAUGCGGAGGAGCAUCGAUGUUGGAUAUGGUGGUAGUCUGCUACCUGUUUCUACACGCGACACGGGGGCCUCGAGACGCCCUGAUCUAUACGUCGGUGGAUUAGGCAAUGGCACUGUGCAAAAAAGUUACGAUCUGCGGUCUAGCCUGGACUACAGAUCACGAUGA